ACAACCCAUGAUACACUGAUUUAGCCCUUUCACCGCUCCCGCUUUUAGUUUUAAAAUACACCAUGUGACGAUGACGUCGUGCAUCACGUGCGAGAAACGUCGCGAGAGAACGAAUUGCCACUUGGAACUAGCAGCAACACUAGAACGAGCUGUCACUGCAGUGAGGGACUGUAGUUGGAGCGCCUGCUAGACCCGAGUGAUGGAAGCGAGGACGGAACCGCCAGAGAGCUGUUACACGGUCUCAUACUUGAUUUGAUAAACAUUUAAAAAAGAGAUAUCAUGGACAUUGCCUCAGGGACAACGUGGAAGAACUUCUCUUCUGGCAUCAAUAUGCUUGGAGACAGUGCUGAUCAGACUAAUACCACUGGUGGAUCUGCUUCUAUGUCUAUAAACAGGCUGUUCCCUGCUCUGCUGGAAUGUUUUGGCAUCAUCAUGUGUGGCUACAUUGCUGGAAGAGCAAAUGUCAUAAGUGCAACGCAAGCCAAAGGACUGGGCAACUAUGUCUCCCGUUUUGCUCUUCCUGCUUUGCUGUUCAAGAACAUGGUGGUUCUAGAUUUCUCCAACGUCAACUGGUCUUUUCUCUACAGCAUCCUCAUUGCCAAAGCUUCUGUGUUCAUAGUAGUCUGCGUGCUUACAUUAUUAGUGGCUAAUCCACAGACUCGAUUCAGUAAAGCUGGACUUUUCCCUAUAUUUGCUACUCAGAGUAAUGAUUUUGCACUUGGUUAUCCCAUAGUUGAAGCCUUGUACAAAACCACUUACCCCAAGUACCUUCAGUACAUUUACUUGGUGGCUCCGGUCUCCCUAAUGAUGCUGAACCCUUUGGGCUUUGUAUUGUGUGAGAUACAGAAAUGGAGGGAAAAUCCAAAUGCUUCCCAAAGCAAAUUCAAGAUAUUGGGACUUGCUCUUCUCCGUGUCUUCCAGAACCCUAUAGUAUUUAUGGUAUUUAUAGGCAUUGCCUUUAACUUUGUACUUGGCCAGAAGAUCCCAGUUUACUUGGAAAACUUCUUGGAUGGCCUGGCAAGCUCAUUCUCUGGUGCUGCUUUGUUUUACCUUGGCCUUACCAUGGUCGGUCAGACUGGAAAACUUGAGAAGUCCUCGUUUGUUGCACUGCUACUGCUUAUCACAGCAAAGCUGCUGGUUUUGCCACUUAUCUGUAGGGAACUGGUGGAGCUCUUGGAUAAGACUGGUGAUGUGGUUAACCACACAAGUUUAGCUAACUAUGCAUUUCUCUAUGGAGUGUUUCCAGUGGCCCCGGGUGUUGCAAUCUUCGCCAGCCAGUUCAACAUGGAAUUGGAGAUUAUUACGCCUGGUAUGGUAAUCAGUACCUUUGUGUCUGCUCCAAUCAUGUAUGUCUCUGCCUGGCUGUUGACUAUACCCUCAAUGGAUCCCAAACGUCUAGUUUCUGCCCUACAAAAUGUCAGCUUUGAUAUUAGCAUCUUGAGCAUACUUUCCUUGAUCUGGUCCCUUGCUGUCUUGCUUUUGAGCAAGAAAUACAAACGGCUUCCUCAUCUACUUACUUCCAAUUUGCUUCUUUCUCAGUUAAUCGCUUGUGUUGGAAUGGUGAUGUGGAACUUUAUCAUACAAGAGAGAAACGUGGUGGGGCAGAUCCUAGUCUUUGUAAUUCUAUACAGUGCCCUCUACAGCUCUUAUUUUUGGACAGGCCUCCUCUCUCUGUCUUUGGUUUUGUUAAAAAAAAGAGAUGGGAAAGUUCCAGUUGUUUUUCUAGUGUUGGUUGGAUGGGGUGUCCCUGUGCUAGUUGUGUGUGUACUACUAAGUGCUGGGGAGCGUGACCUAGACAAUAUUGACUCUGCUUUUUUCUAUGGAACAUCCCAGAUUAUCUGCACAGCAGUGAUCUUGUCCUGCAGCAUAUUGUUGUCAGGCAUCUCUCUUAUGUGUAUGAGUCGAAGUGGCCAGGAUGGGGACUACCAUGUGUUGCUUCAGUCUUCCCAAAACAACAGCAACAGAUCAGUCAACAACAUGGAGGAUUCAAAGCCAGACAGUCCUGCUUUGGCCAGUAGUUCUUCACUUUCAACAGAAAGAGGUGUUCUUUCUGCAGAUUUCUGUUCUUGCAACAAGGAGAAUGGAGACUUGUGUCCUUCUGUGGAGUCGGCAGCUGCACUGAACAUAAAUUCGCCUCCAAGCAUCGAGGAAGUGCAUGAAUGCCUCACCCGCUGCAACACUCAGAGAUGUGUAUUAUCCCAAGAGGAACAACAGAUCAACAGCGGAGAUGCACAAAUGGCCAGACAUGUCUUACUCUGCUUAUUUCUUGUUGUCGGCCUCCUUGCCAAUGUUUCUAGCUGUUUCUGGUGGCUUUGUAACGUAGAACCAGGGAGACUCUAUGUUGAGCUUCAGUUCUUCUGUGCUGUAUUUAACUUUGGUCAGGGUUUAAUUUCAUUUGCAAUUUUUGGACUGGACAAACAUUUGAUUAUUCUUCCAUGCAAGAAAAGACUUGAGUUCCUCUGGAACGGCAGGGAAUCCAAUGUGAUUGCUGAAGAAGCAAGCCUGCCUGAAGAUAUACGAAUGACAUGUCAUCAGUUUGUACAGUACCACAAAGAUCUGUGUAUCCAGAAUAUAGUCAAGGGGAGAAGGUGUGGUGCAAGGAUCUCCCCAGGGGUCUUCUGGGGUUCUGAUCUGGUGAGCUGGCUUCUAGAGGUGGGACUUGCUCCUGAUCGAGGCGAAGCUGUGAAGUACGGAGAGAGGCUGCUCAAAGGAGGUGUCAUCCAGCACAUAACAAACGAAUAUGAGUUUAGGGAUGAAAACUUCUACUAUCGCAUGCUGAAUAAGAGAAGAGUCCCGAUCCAAAGCAGCUAAAAGUGACUGGGAACUGGGAGUUAUUCCUAAUGUCCUUUUAUAGCUGUACAGGCUGACUUGUGAGAGCGUUUUACCAGCCAGUACAGUAUCAUCCAUGUUCUUAUUAAAUAAGCUUGACAUGUCAAAGUUCAAUGCCGUUUUGCCAAGCAUUUUUACAAAACUGCACUUGAAAUGCCCAGAACGUGCCUGGCUAAGCUACACUUGAAAAAUGCAUAUAUUAUUAUCUAGAUUAUAAAAUUCAGGUACUGGUAUUAGUGGCAGGACCAUGUUUUAACAUAAGCCAUUUAUUCAGACAGUUUUUUGUUAUAUAGGGAUUUAUCUCAUGAACCUACUCUAUGUAUAGAUUGGGAAACUCUUCAGUAUUGUGCAACUGAGGUAAGAGGCCAUAAAUGUCUGUGUCUUUAAUUAACCCUUCUCUUAUACAUUUAUUAUUGCAAUUAUCCAUGUUUUGUCCAGUUUCUAGAUUCUUCUGCUUGACAUUUCAGGAAUGUUUUAUAAACACAAUAACUGACCAUUAUCUUACCACUGAAGAGGGGUAGAAUGUUCAGUAUGAAAAGAAAAACUGGGUAAAUAGGCUGCGCAAAAUAAAACAUGUUUCUAAUACAGUUUGUCAAACAUGUAAUGUAUAAAGACUGGAGUGACUGGAUAUGUAACAUAAUAUCCAGAACACUACUUCCUGCUUUGCAGCUCUCUUGGUUUCCACUGAUUGGUUGCCAGGCAGUAACCAAGGCACAUGGGUCAUAACUGUUGCUUUUGAAUCUGAGCUGAAUGCUGAGGAUUAGUUGCAAACUCACUGAACAGUUAUGUCCCAUGUGGCCCCCCUCAGUGUUAGAAAGCUGCAAAUCAGCAAGUUGGAUUCUGGCUGUUAGACACCCAGUCACUUUAUACAUUACAUUUUUGGCUAACUAACUAUACUAGAAUUUUUUUGAUUUUGCACAGCCUAUCUAUUUACACAACUUUUACUUUUACACUGAACUGUUUCUUUAAAAAUACACUAACCUGGGAAAUGAAGGGAAGGGCAUAUGGUGUGGUGGCUUAUUUCUCUGUUUUGGCUAAACAGGUUACAUUUUUGUUUUUCCUGCAAACAGCUAUUCUAUAGAUCCGGAUACAACCCAGUGCCUUCGCAUUACACUACUAGCCAUUGUGUUGGGAGGAUGAGGCUUAGGUUUGCAGCCAGGAGUUAGAUUAGAUGAAAGAGGUUGCUAGUGUGCCUUUAACAGUGUAUUGAGAUGUUUUUAGUGUGAUCAUGCCAGUAAAAUAUAAUUUCAAGGUUUAUGAAGGC
This is a messenger RNA of Xenopus laevis (African clawed frog), 4093 nucleotides long. It is a transcript of the gene gpr155.L, whose product is annotated as G protein-coupled receptor 155 L homeolog. Lineage: Eukaryota; Metazoa; Chordata; Amphibia; Anura; Pipidae. The coding region runs from base 280 to 2811 and encodes 843 amino acids. Gene Ontology annotation, cellular component: membrane. Gene Ontology annotation, biological process: transmembrane transport; intracellular signal transduction; negative regulation of BMP signaling pathway. The record is from RefSeq and is a predicted model, not a curated record. The transcript is spliced from 16 exons.